Paraglomus brasilianum is the source of this 1278-nucleotide messenger RNA. The record is from the annotation of a GenBank genome assembly. Lineage: Eukaryota; Fungi; Glomeromycota; Glomeromycetes; Paraglomerales; Paraglomeraceae.
AUGAUUACGCCUACUCUUAUCCAUCUUUAUCUUACCAUAAUUUCUGUUAUUGCUUUUCUGACUUCUCCCUCGGUGUCUUAUGAAUGUAUCGAACCAACAGACUCACUAGGCAUCAAAUUUGAGAGAACUAACUGUACCAGAAAUAGCUCUGCCCAAUCUAAAUUAAUCGUUUCUUACGGGCUCAACACAACGUAUGAAGUUAUUCCAGCAACUCAAACAAAUGCAUUCGAGCUAGAUUUUACCUGUGACCCAACAAUAGAUGCAUCAAAGUGCCAAAAAGCGAAGCAAGCUUUUAUACAAGCAGGAGAAUUUUUGACCGCAGUAUUUGAGUUUCCAAAUACGAUUAAGGUUUUGGCAGAAUUUGCAGAUUUAUGUGCGAUAAAAUCUUGCGCUAAUGGAAUUAUUCUUGGUUCCGCACAACCAGCACGUUGGCUCUCUAUGAUUGGUGAAGAUAAUCGUACCCGUGCUUAUCCUCAGACACUGGCAAAAAUAGCUGAUGAAACGGGUAGCCUACCCUACGUGUCACAUGACAUAAUCGCCUCAUUUAACAGCAAGUUUGAUUUUUUCUUACCCGGAGAUACUUCGAUAGGUCCGACUCAAGAUGAUUUCGUGGCUACUGUAACGCAUGAAUUCGUUCACGGACUAGGCUUUGCGUCAUCUUGGAGGCCUUGGAUGGCAAAUACGGUAACCCCAUUUAUCCUACCCUUGGAUGACGUGUUCCCGAAAACCGUCACCAUCCGUGAAACAAUCUUCGAUGCCUUUUUUGCCCGAAUGGCGGAUGAUCAAUGUUUAAGCAAUUUUACAGAUGCUCUUCAAGUUGCCCUUGAGGGCACAUAUGAUUCUCAAGCGGAACUAGAUAAUGCUAUUACAGCGGCUGCUGCCAAUAUUAACUUGACCACUACAGUAGAUUUUGUCACGCCACAGGCAAUUGGAUUUUGGCCAAAAGGGGCACAAGAUGCUAUUUUGAUCGAGACUUCUUUCCCAGAGUUCGUCCCUGGUUCCACUGGAUCGCAUGUAGACAAAGAGACAUACCAAAUGACAGAAAACUGGUUGAUGAUUUUUGAUGAUAUACCAGGGAAGACAUACCAACAAAUUAUUAGUGAGAAUGGAGGUACUGGAAUUGUUGGUUCUGGUAUAAGAGCAAUGCUGGAAUCAAUAGGGUAUGCGACCUCACAAAAUCCGACCCCAUUUAUUCCAACGCCUGCAGACGAGCCACCACCGAUUACGGUUACACUGAGUAGGAAGUCCAAGAGAAGACAGAGAAGACGAUUACAAUAA